UACCAGUUCAGUAUAGGAUGAAUUGUAUCAAUCCAGUUUCAGAAUUGGCUGUGUUGGGUAUGUUGAGGUUUAUGGUGGUAUUGUGUGGGUGGGCUGGCACUAGGUCGGCAUGGUUGGUCAGCGGUGAGUUCCACUGGUGUUGGUUCAGUGCUGGGUUACAGUUCACCGGGUGCUAAGUUGGACUAGUAUGUCUUUGGAACAGUGUUGGGACAGAGCUGGAUUGAAUUUCACUGCAGUAGUGUUUGUGUUGUUGCUGGAAUGGUGUGGGAUUGCAUUUGACUCAAGUGUUGUUAGGUAGGAGUUAGACCCAGUAGGUGUGUAACUGAUUUGGCACUAGGUGAUGAAAGGCUGGUGUUGGCGCGGUGUGGUAUUUAGCAGGAAUGAUGUGAUUGGGUUGGGAUGAGUGUAAUUUAGUUGUUGUUAAGUUUGACUGCAGUGGCAUUAGGCUGGUAUUAUGUUGGUUUAUAGUUUGCAGAGGGGUUGAUUUUGAUUAAAGCAUCAUUAAGAUAUUGCUGGGCUGCUCUGGUGGUAGUUGAUUAAAGAGCUGUUAUGUCAAAAUAAAGCUUGAGUGCUAUAGUUGUGAAACUCUUUGAGACGAGGUUUUGUGAGCUGGAUUUAUUAACAAGCAUACACACAUUUAUUAACACACACAUUACCACCCACAGACUUCUUCAUCAGGAGAUAGUCUCAAGCAAUCAAUUUUAAUAUUCAGAGUUAGUAUGUGUGAUUGAGUGAGAGCGAGAGAGCAAGAGUAUGUGUGUGUGCUUGUAUGUGUGAAACCGUAGCUGUGUUGCUGUGGUGUCUGACUUCCACCUGUCCUGCUCUCGUCUCCCAGACAGGCCACACACUCCUUAUAGGGAAAGUACCCUCUCCCUCUCACUCACUCUCUCUCUCCCUCUCUCUCUCACUCCCACCCUCCUUCUCUCUCUCUCUCUCUCACUCUCCUAAUCGUCAGCAAACUGCAGGUUGCAAAGCCGGUGUCAACAACAAGGGCAUAGCAGUUUUCAAGCGAGAAUAAGAGAAAGAGGAGGGAAGAAAAGAAAGGAAAAGGGGGAAACAUAGGGACAGUGCAAGAGAUAAACAGUGAGAAAAAAGAGAUAUCCAUAAAAACAGAUAUUCAUUUCAUCUGAGGACACGUAUGGAAAGAUUGCCUUAGAGAAAUAUUGCCUUAGCUGUAGUCCAGAGUGCAAAUAGAGUGACUGAGUGUGUGUGUGAGUGUGUGUGAGUGUGCGUGUAUGUGUGUGUGAAUGGCCAUUAUGGAGAAUUUCUUUGCUGAUCGGGAUGUGUGGAUUGUUGGGAGUGUGUGUUUGAUUGCUUCCUUCGUUUGGAGACGAUUAUGGAAUUUAAUCAGCCACAAGAGGAAGGGAGAGACCACGACAGAUGUACAGUUCAAACCAAAGAAGGAUGACGAGACAUGCCACCUGAAGAGCUUCAAACCACAGAAGAAAAAGAAGUCUCCAGAUGAUGCAGAUACAGCCCAGGCUCUGCUUUCAGAGGAGGUGCAAAAACACAACCAAGAGAACUUCCAGCGUUUCUAUGACGACGGAAAUGAUGAAAAGCAGAUUGAGGAAAAAGAACCUGAGAGAGAAGAACCUGAGAAACAAGAGGAAGAGACGGAGAUAGAAAAGGUUGUGCAAAAAAGAGAAGUUGCAAAGAAUUCUGAAGAGGAAGGAGAAAAAGACCAAGUGAGGGAAAGUAUCACGAUAGAAGAAAAAGAGGAGAUAAAAGAUGGACAUCAGCCUCUGCCUCAGACCGUUCCGUCUGAGAGCAGCCCAAGCUGUGAGGGGAUGUUGAGCUCUAAGUUGAGUUGUGCGGAGGAAAAAGAAAAGAGAGAGGAAGAAGAACCGGCAGUGGAGGUGGAGAAGGGGGCAAAGACAGAAGAGGAGAGGAGUGAGGCGGCGGCAGGACCUCUGGAUGUGGAUGCGGGGUCCCAAGAACCACUGCAGGAUGGAGAGCCAUCCACAGAAGAGUACAUUAUUGAAUGUAGCCCCCCUCCAUCUGCCCCAUUUGAACAUCGGAUUGUGACGACCAAGACACAGCAAAUCAAUGCCUUCUACAGCAUCACGGAUGAAGUGCUAGGAGGGGGACGUUUUGGCAUAGUCUACAAGUGUGUAGAGAAAGCCUCUGGCCUGACGCUAGCUGCUAAGAUCAUCAAAGCAAGGAGUGCGAAAGAAAAGGAUGUUGUAAGGAAUGAAAUUCAGGUGAUGAAUCUGCUGGACCACGCUAACCUUAUCCAACUCCACUCUGCCUUCGAAUCCCGUUAUGGCAUCACCCUUCUACUUGAGUAUGUGGAGGGAGGUGAGCUCUUUGACAGGAUCAUUGAUGAGAGCUUUAAUCUGACAGAGCUGGAUACAGUUCUUUUUAUCAGGCAGAUCAGUGAAGGACUACAGUACAUGCACAGAAUGUACAUCCUGCAUCUAGACCUGAAGCCAGAGAACAUUCUAUGUGUGAGCAGGAAGACAAACAAGAUCAAAAUAAUUGACUUUGGCUUGGCUAGGAGGUAUAAGCCAAGAGAGAAGUUGAGGGUAAACUUUGGCACGCCAGAGUUUUUGGCUCCAGAGGUGAUUAAUUACGAAUUUGUCUCCUUCCCCACGGACAUGUGGAGCCUUGGAGUGAUUACAUACAUGCUGCUGAGUGGUCUAUCUCCAUUCCUGGGGGAUGAUGACAGUGAGACCCUGAACAACAUCCUUGCCUGUCAGUGGAGCUUCGAGGAGGCAGAAUUUGCACAGACCUCAGAUGAGGCAAAAGACUUCAUUACACUGUUGCUGGUCAAGAGCAAGUGCUGGAGGAUGAGUGCCUCUCAGUCCCUCAAGCACCCCUGGCUUUCAGACCGUGGACUUCAUUAUCGCUUGUAUGAGAAGCAAAAGCAACUGAAUCCAUCCAAAGACACACCCCCACCACCACCACCUGAAAGCUGAGCAGAAUGAAACCCCGACCUCUAGGACCAAUCACUAUGAUGCCUGUUGUCACAUACACAGAACGCAUUCAUUGCACAGACAUACCCACACCCACACACACACACACACACACACACACACACACACACACACACACACA
Clupea harengus (Atlantic herring) is the source of this 3057-nucleotide messenger RNA. It is a transcript of the gene mylk4b, whose product is annotated as myosin light chain kinase family, member 4b. Gene Ontology annotation, molecular function: protein serine/threonine kinase activity; ATP binding. The record is from RefSeq and is a predicted model, not a curated record. Gene Ontology annotation, biological process: protein phosphorylation; positive regulation of apoptotic process; intracellular signal transduction. Gene Ontology annotation, cellular component: nucleus. Lineage: Eukaryota; Metazoa; Chordata; Actinopteri; Clupeiformes; Clupeidae.